AUGAUCCUCCAUGACGAGCUGCACCACUUCCACCAUGGUGGGCAUGGGCAUAUGGGGAGACUGCCGAGUAUGCCAGAGGAGGGCGGGGACGACGGGGACGAUCUACGUCUGACAACGGUAUCUAAAGCCAAUCUCAGCUCCUCCUUGAUGGAGCUCAAGGCUGUUGGGAUUGCGACAUUUUUAAUGACCGUUGGGGCCGUAACAGUUAUGUGGAGUGUAAAGAGCGCGCUUGGGGUUAACGACGCACAAGAGUUUGGCAAAAGGAUCAUCUACCGACCAGCCGCAACUGACGAAGAUUACCUUGAUGCUUAUGAAGUUGCGCCAUUCGAGGCGGAGGGUUGGACGUGGGUGGAGGCUGAGAAGAGGCUUAUGAUGAGGGGCUUCAACUCUUCCCCUUGCUCGUCUCCAUUUUCCGCAGUGGGUAUUUGUCCUUGCCUCCUUGUGCACUUUGAGAAGGAUUAUCAGAGCAGCCGACGAACUCUGGCACGUUACACAACCAAGGCCCAAGUGCGAUAUACGGCGAAUGCCAAGGAAUCUCCCUCCGCCCUGUAA
Laccaria bicolor S238N-H82 is the source of this 552-nucleotide messenger RNA. RefSeq lists its product as uncharacterized. The record is from RefSeq and is a predicted model, not a curated record. The coding region runs from base 1 to 552 and encodes 183 amino acids. The transcript is spliced from 6 exons. NCBI's taxonomy places the organism in Eukaryota, Fungi, Basidiomycota, Agaricomycetes, Agaricales, Hydnangiaceae.